UCUUCUUGUUCUUCCCCCUGUAAAUUAAUAAGAUAGAGAGAGAGAGAGAGGGGCGAAGAGAGAGAAACUUUUUAAGGGCAUGGUACGACAUAUUAACCAUCUCUUAUCUUGCCUACCACUUGCAGUUGCAUAGCAGUUAAUUGCUACAAAAUAACUCUUUUAUCAGCGAUUUUUUGGUAUAAAGAGGGCAGCGGGACGCCCAAGCUAGCUAGCUAGCUAUAUAGGAAAGGAGAGUGAGUAUAGUGGUGCUUCAUGAGCUUUAAUUAGAGUUAGAGUUAGUUUUAAUCAGUUUAUGGCAAUUGCAGCAACAACAACCUCAUCAUCAUCAACUAUGAGCGUUAACGACGAAUCCAACAAGGUCGAUCAUGAUCAUGAUGAUCAUAAAGAUGGUGAUGAUGAUGAUGAUGAGCAUGAGCACGACAUGGUGAUGCCGGGCUUUCGCUUCCACCCUACUGAGGAAGAACUUGUAGAGUUCUACCUUCGCCGUAAGGUUGAGGGCAAGCGCUUCAACGUUGAGCUCAUUACUUUUCUUGAUCUUUAUCGCUACGACCCUUGGGAGCUUCCAGCCAUGGCAGCAAUUGGAGAAAAGGAAUGGUUCUUUUAUGUGCCAAGAGACCGCAAGUACCGCAACGGGGAUAGGCCUAACCGGGUGACUACUUCUGGGUACUGGAAGGCCACCGGAGCCGACCGCAUGAUCAGAAGCGAGAACUUACGCUCAAUUGGGCUCAAGAAAACCCUAGUCUUUUACUCUGGGAAAGCUCCCAAAGGCAUCCGAACUAGCUGGAUCAUGAACGAGUAUCGCUUGCCGCAUCAUGAAACCGAACGAUAUCAAAAGGGAGAAAUAUCUCUAUGUCGAGUGUACAAGAGAGCUGGAGUUGAAGACCACCCAUCGCUCCCUCGUUCCCUCCCGGCUUCCAGAGCAUCCACAUCGAGAUCAUCAGUACUUGUGGCUCCAUCCACGACCAUAUCAUCAGACAACAAAAAGCAGCACAAUACUAGUACUAAUAUUAAUAACAGUAAUAUUAACACAGUUCAUAGUAUCAUGGAGAAACUCCAAGCUUUUAAUGAAGGCCAAGCACAGCAAUUUCAUCAAGAUCAUGAGCAUCAGGUGGAUCAAAAGAUGAGCGUCGAGCCUGAAGGAAGCAGCGGAAAUUCAGAUGUCACAACAGUCCUUGGGCUUUCCAAGCAUAACGCCUACCACCACCACAACAACAUUGGACAAGCUCAUCAUCAUCCACUUGAUCAGGAAGAAGGGAUGGCGGCCUUCUUGCACCACUCAAACUCAAAGCAAGCAGCGGCUAAUUGCUUUUCACUGAUCCCCAGUAGUACUAAUUCAUCUGCAAUGCUCUUCACCGCGGGUUCUUCUUCUGUUUCGUCCUCCAACAUGAAUGCAAUUGAUGAUCUUCAUAGACUUUUGACCUACCAACAUGUACAGCAGCAGGCUGCUGCAUCUUCCAGUCAUCACCAACAACAACAUGUACAUCAUCAUGUGGUACAAUACUAUGAUGAUGCUCAUCAUAAUCCCCAACCCAACAGCAUUUUCUCCACUUUCCCUGCAGCAGCACCACAUGUACAAUCAGCUAUACCGCCGCCGCAGCAGCUGGCCUCCAACGCACUUCCAACCGCUUUCUCUGACCGCCUAUGGGACUGGAAUCCAAUCUCAGAGACAAACCGGCCGGACUACAACAAUCCAUUCAAGUAAUCAAUCAAUUAAUUACAUAUAUAGAUAAAUAUAGCUAUUAAUUCCACCAAUGCACUACUUAAUUAAUUAGUUAUAUAUGCUCGCUACUUCUAAACUCUAAUAAAUGAUUUGUCUAGCUAGCUGGUUUGUCGUUAAUAAUCCAGUACUUUAA
Prunus avium (sweet cherry) is the source of this 1853-nucleotide messenger RNA. It is a transcript of the gene LOV1, whose product is annotated as NAC domain containing protein 35. The record is from RefSeq and is a predicted model, not a curated record. Gene Ontology annotation, molecular function: DNA binding. Gene Ontology annotation, biological process: regulation of DNA-templated transcription. NCBI's taxonomy places the organism in Eukaryota, Viridiplantae, Streptophyta, Magnoliopsida, Rosales, Rosaceae.